Haemorhous mexicanus (house finch) is the source of this 4926-nucleotide messenger RNA. RefSeq names its product ubiquitin protein ligase E3 component n-recognin 7 (gene UBR7). Gene Ontology annotation, cellular component: cytoplasm. The coding region runs from base 922 to 2973 and encodes 683 amino acids. Gene Ontology annotation, molecular function: zinc ion binding; ubiquitin protein ligase activity. NCBI's taxonomy places the organism in Eukaryota, Metazoa, Chordata, Aves, Passeriformes, Fringillidae. The record is from RefSeq and is a predicted model, not a curated record. The transcript is spliced from 11 exons.
UUACACAGUUUAUAGGUAAAGGCCACAAAUAAAUGUUGCUUUUCAGCCAUUAGACAGUUCAUACCAUUUCUGGAAGGUUUGUCUGGAGGAAAAGGGAAAACAGGUGUACAACGUGAGUUGGUCUUUUCAGUUCUACUUCUAUCCCAUCUGCCAACUGAGUAUCUUAGAGUAUCUGAAUACAUAAAUGUCAAGGACACGUUUACUGGACCUCAUUUCUGGCUCCUCCCUGCAUUUCAAAUGAAUGCAGACAGUUUUGUUCUCAUAAAAGUUCAUUUAUUUCCACACUUUGUCCUACAUAUGGAAGUUUCAAGAUUUCUCAGUUUUCGUAAUAUAUAAACAAACUGUGCCAGGAGAACACAAGAAAAUGAAAAUAACCCCCCAAAAUGCUUUUCACAGUAUUCAUUCAGGCAGUUAAAUUCUGCUGGAGAACACUCUGAGGCUUUAGUCUCUAUGGAAUGACUACCAAGAGUGUUUUAUACCUGUUCACAGAAGCUUCUUGAUUGACAGGUGACUAAACCUUGUCGAUGAUAGGCAAAAAUGAUCUUCCACUGUAGGAUUCUACAGGAACAGGCACAGUACUAUGCAUGCUCGUUAAUUGUGAUACUUAUAGUAGUCUUAUAUUGCUUUUUCUCCAUACAAACACAAGCUCUCUUGUACUUUUAAAGAUCAUAUUUGACAAAAUAGAGUUAUUUCUGGUUUUAUUGCUUUAUUUUAAAAGUGGUGUCACAUGAAGAAAUCCUGUGACUCGGAAUAAGUUAUUAAAAAACAUACCAAUCAGAAGAUUUGUGAGAAAAGUCUAUACUUGUCAACUAGUUUACCAAAAAACUGGUGUCAGCAUAACACUGGCACCCUGUUAGCAACACGCUGCUCACACCCAGGCGCAUCCUUUCGGAAAGGCUUCCGUAUUAAAACAGGGUCGGGAUGGACAUUUCGCAUUUAAACAGGAGCAGCAGCGUCGCGGAAGCGGGUCCGUGCAGCGGGCCCGGGACACUUACAGUCGGUACAGCCUGUCCAGGCGCAGGCCCGGCCUCCAGCGCCGCCCUCACGGCUGCUGCACCUUCGUCCGCUUCACGGGAGGGUCAUCGCCGCUCGCCGUCGCGUCCACGUUGUUUUCGUCUUCGCCUUCAUCCUCCUCGUCGUCAUUGUAGUCGUCGUCGUCGUCGUCAUCCCCGCCACCACCUGCCGGAGUUCGGGCGGGCGCGGGUGAACGCUGUGGGGCGCGGGCGGCGCCCCGGGGCCGGCGGAGCCCCCUCGGCGCGCCCCCCCCGCCACUCACCGCGCCGCGCGCCGCCCGCAGCCGCCCGCUCCUCCUGCACCAGCGGCGCCAGCAGCUCCACCACCCGCUCCUGCAGCUCGCUCAGGGCUCCCCGCAGCCCGCGCAGCUGGGCGGCCUCGCCCUCCGCCGCCGCCGGGUACGGCACCCGCACCGUCCGCGUCCGCCCGUCGCGGCCCCGCAGCUCCGCCACCAGAUCCCGCCCCGGGCCCAGCUCGGGCUCCGUCUCGGCCGCCAGGUCCGCCAUCACCGCCCGCCGCUCAUGUGCCCGCCCCGCAGGUCAUGUGCCGGCCGCGCGGGCUGCCCCGCCCCGCGGUGACACACCGCCCACGGUCACGUGGGGCGCGCGCGAUUCCGCUUCCGCUGUAGCGCCCCCUGGCGCCUCCUUGGCCCCGUGUUUCCCGCCUCGCUUCGCGCUCCUCGGCCUUCGCGUCCCGGCGAUGGAGGCGGCGGCUCCGGAGGGCGCCGAGCCGGGGAGCGGCGGGAGCGGCGGGAGCGGCGCGGAGGAACCCGUGGUGUCUCUGGCGGAGGUGCUGGCGGAGAACGAGGAGCUGGAGAAGGAAGCGCGGGCCGUGCUGGGGGGCAGCGACCACGAGCGCUGCAGUUACUCACAGGGCGCGGUGAAGCGGCAGGCGCUGUACGCCUGCAGCACGUGCACGCCGCCCGGCGCCGAGCCCGCGGGGAUCUGCCUGGCCUGCAGCUACGAGUGCCACGGCACCCACCGCCUCUUCGAGCUCUACACCAAGAGGAAUUUCCGCUGUGACUGUGGAAAUAGCAAGUUUAAAAAUCUGCAGUGCAAGUUACUCCCGGAAAAGGGCAAGGUGAAUUCAGGAAAUAAAUAUAAUGACAACUUCUAUGGAUUGUACUGUACCUGUAAAAGACCUUACCCCGAUCCUGAAGAUGAGAUUCCAGAUGAGAUGAUCCAAUGCAUAGUUUGUGAAGACUGGUUCCAUGGAAGGCAUCUUGGUGCAGUUCCCCCUGAAAGUGGAGACUUCCAUGAAAUGGUGUGCCAGGCCUGCAUGAAACGUUGCCAUUUCCUCUGGGCUUAUGCAUCACAAUUAGCAGUUCCUCCUUUGACCAAAGCAAGCUCCCUUGAAGAUGAAGGGAUUGUCCUGAAGGUAGAGGAAAGUGAAGAGCAGAAGAAAGAAAUAAAAAAAGAAAGUGGAGUGGAACACCAUGACACAAAGGAGGAAAAGCAAUUGGAACAAUUUAAUGAACCAUCCACUAGCUCUGGGUCUGCCUGUCCUGAGGUAGUUACUAAGAGCGAGGAGCCUGUCUGUAAGCUGAAAGAGCUCCAAAGCAAGCCAUUUGUAAGAAAAGAUACUGCCACCUUUUGGCCAUCGAACUGGAGGAGCAAAUUAUGCACUUGUGAAGACUGCCUGAAAAUGUAUUCAGAGCUUGAAGUCCAGUUCCUGACAGAUGAAUGUGACACUGUCUUGGCUUAUGAAAAUAAGGGUACCAGUGACCAAGAGACAGAGAGGAGAGAUCCUUUAAUGGACACCCUUAACAGUAUGAACAGAGUCCAGCAAGUGGAACUCAUCUGUGAAUACAAUGAUUUAAAGACAGAACUGACUGACUAUCUCAGGAGGUUUGCAGAUGAGGGAACGGUGGUUAAAAGAGAAGACAUUCAGCACUUCUUUGAAGAAUUUCAGUCUCGGAAAAGGCGACGGACUAACAGGAUGCAGUACUACUGUAGUUAGACUGAGAGGGUUUGGGUCUGAGAGGACAACUGGCAAAACAAUGUUCACUGGCAAACAGAAAAGGCAUCUUCAGUUUUUGACUUCUCAUCAAAAUCCAGCUGUCCAAGAAACAUCAUCAUUUUGUCUUAUACGUCCUUCAUUUGUAGCACCUAAAACAUGUUCUUAACAAAUCCUUACAUUGCACUUAGAGGGAUUUCAGUACCGAUGGCCUUGGCAGUCCCGGGAAAGCCGGCCUUGUCUCCAGGGGCGGAGGGCGGGUACCGGAGCAGCGGGUCCUGCCGCUCCCCUGCUUACUGCCGGGGCCUGGAGCCCUGCCCGUGCUAAACCCGCCCGGCCUCCGCCCUGCCCUGCCCUGGCCUGCCCUGCCCUGCCCUCGGUAGCUGGGAACGCUCUCCCGGCUCUCCUGCUUGAAGGGCUCUGUCCCCUCCCUUGGGGCUGUAGCCGCAGGGAGCUGCCUGUUCCUGCCCUGUCGCGGCCCCUCAGGGGCAGGCCGGGCCGGGCUGGGCUGAGCCAGCGCUGCUGCCUGCCCGCUCCCGUUCCCGCUGGGGAGCACUCCCCGGCUGCUCACAAAUGGGAAGGCAGAGCUUAGGCUUGAUGCAACACCGUGUUCUGUCUGGUUUUAUACAUUAAAAAAAACUUAUUUCUAGUAUUGGACAGGGAUGAUGUCUGUGGUAAAAAAAAAAAUUCAGAUGAUCUUAAUGUAUAUGCUCAUCAGAACAAAAACAAGAACUAGGAGGAGGUACUAAAUUACAAACUAAGCAUGCGGGGGGUUUGUUAUAUGCUUUGAUUUUAAAAACUAGCCUACAGCAAAUUCUUCUUUAUAAAUGUUGCUGAAAACACUGCAGCAUCCUGGUAUUUUGCUACAGUAUGGAAUGUUCUUUUUAUAACCACUGUGAUAAUCAUGGGACAGGAGAUGUUUCACUGACUUUUAAGACUACACGUAGUUGCAAUUAAAAAUUAAGAUUUUGUAAGUUUGGAUCCUAAUGUAGUUAGACCCCAAAACAUACAUUAAAUUUCUAGUUUUUGAGGAUUUCUAUAUCAUGGGUUGCUAUUCUGCCUUUCCAUGUUAAUGGUUUUUGAAAAGCAAAGGUAGACUUUUAUCGUUCUCACUAUUAACUGUUUCUGACCAUUUUAUUUACGAUCUGUAAUUUAGGAUAGAUGCUCAGCUGAGCAGCUUCAUAGAACAUAGACUAUGCUGAGUUGGAAGGGACCCAGCAGGAUCAUCACAUCCAACUCCCUGCCUUGCACAGAACACCCCAAGAGUCACACCAUGUGCCUGAGAGCGCUGUCCAAACACUUCUUGUACUCUGUCAGGCUGGUGCUGUGCCCACUGCCCUGGGGCACCUGUUCAGUGCCCAACCACCCUCUGGGUAAAAAAAACCUUUCUCUGAUAACCAACCUAAACUGCCCCUGACACAAGUUCAGGCCAUUCCCUCACUGUCCCUGGGCACCAUAGAGAGGAGAUCAGGGUCUGCCCCUCCUCUUCCCCUCUCAGGAAGCUCUAAAUGCAGUGGGGUCUCCCCUCAGUCUCCCCCAGGCUGAACAGACCAAGUGCCCUCAGUUGCUCCUCAUAGUGCUUCCCCUCAAUGCCCUUCAAGGCCCUCCUGGCCCUCCUUUGGACACUCUCUAACAGCUUUGUAUCUAUUUUAAAUUGUGGCACCCAGAACUGCCCCCAGGGCUCCAGGUGAGGCCGCCCCAGUGCAGAGCAGAGCAGGACAAUCCCCUCCCUUGCCUGGCUGUUGAUGCUGGGCCUGAAGCACCCCAGGGCAUGGGUGGCCCUCCUGGCUGCCAGGGCACUGCUGACUCAUGCUCAAUGUGUCAUUGACCCCCAGGGCCCUUCCCUAUUUGCUUUUAAAUUUUACUCUGGGUAUUGUACAUGCUGUUUUUUGGGUAGCAACUGUUACAGGAGCUGUAACUGCGCAUCUAACUACAAUAUAAAAAAGAUAAAAAUAA